CAUUUUCAUAAUAGCAUUAAAUUUUAAUGAUAGCUAUGCCACGCCCACAUGUGUACCAUGUGCUCUCAAUGCUGUGUUCUUUAAUUAGAAUAAACGCCAAUGUCUGGAAUAAGGGAGUUAGUGGCUGCACAGGAACAGCUAGAACGUGCAGUUGAUAAGCUAAAAUCUAGCCCAGAAGCUCAACCAAGUGCAUCUUCAGGUUCAGGCUCAUCCUUGGGUUCUGGCUCUCACCCUGGCAGCAUUCCAAGUACUAGCAGAGGCAUCAAUAGGGAUAUAAAUACACCUACACAUAAUAUUUGGAAUCCAAUGAGUAUAAUUAAUGGAGAGCGAAGAGCAGGUCACAGUAGUAAACAGUUAAAACCACCAGCAAAAAAGAAAGCCAAAGUCCCUUCAUGGACCCACAAUUUUGUUUGUCUCGCUCGCGUAGAACAAGAUAUUGUUCCUGAUUCAAGUGAACGUGCUGUUCUACAAAUUGCUGGUUUGGGUGAAAAGAAAAUUCAAUUUCCAGUUGAUGCUGAUUCAUAUUAUGUAUAUGAUGAGUUGAUUGCCAGUUUCCCAAAGUUACGUAAUUGUGGUGGGUUUGAACUGCUCCGUACUCAUGACAGGUCGAAGCUACUGAUUGAGAUUGAGGUUCCUCCAUCAGGUUACACAGUUGCAUAUUUGAAGCCUGUGGUACAUAACGCUAAGAUUUUUAUUCGGCCAUUGCAGAAAGAUUUGUCCCUAGAGCCUGAGAAAGAUGAUUGGGAGCUUCCGUGCUCUGUUGAGGAAGAAUGCAUGUUUUGUAAGGAAAAGAUUAGUAUUAAUGUGCUGAGAAAACAUUUAGAGAAUUGCAAAGAAAGGGGAACCAAUACUGAUACUAUUUCACCAGACCCACCACUAAAUUUAGAGAUUGCUACUAACGAUGGACAUGAGGAUAAAGGAGGAACAUCUUUUGAGGAGGAAAUUGUAUGUUUAGAUGAUGACUAUGCUGAUUCUUUGUUAGUGCCUUAUCUUACAAAUGAUGAAACUAUUGACAUUAAGACAAUUGAAGAUGUUGCUAAGAGUUUGAACAAGUUUGUUUGUGAUUUUGAUGAAUUUGAUAUGGUAAUCAGACGAUCUGCUGUCCUUACGGAUGCCUUACGUCGUAUGGAUAAAGCUUCAUUUGAUCCUGCAAAAAAACUGAAUGUUGUUUUUGUGGGAGAGGAAGGUUCAGAUUUGGGUGGAUUGACUCGGGAAUUUUUUAGAUUACUAAGCCAUGAUAUAUCAUCAUAUAUUGACUGUACUGGGUGUUUUACACAUGAUUCCUUAGCUUUUCAGAAUAACAUUUACUUAAAACUUGGAAUACUUGCUGGUAUGGCAUUGUGUCAAGGUGCUGGAUCUUUUCCUGUACUGUGUCCUUCAGUAUACAAGUUUAUGUGUGGGACAAACCCAACUGAUUUAGCGCCAACCAUUGAUGAAGUCUCUGAUUUAGAUAAAAGGACUCUUUUGCAACAGAUUAUGGAGUGUGAUGAAAUUGUUAAACUUCACAAUUUGCUUUCUUCUAAUUUGGAGUUGUUACUUGACAGUGGCUUUAACAAACCUGUUACCAAUGUCAAAUUGUGUGACAAAGAACAAAUUUUGAAAGCCAUUACACUUCAUUCAGUUAUUUUAACAGUAGCAGCUGAACUUUCUCAGUUUUGAGAUGGUAUUUACAAAGUGAAAGGUCUUCAGACCAUGUUAGAAAAGUAUCCAAAUCUUUUGGAAUCAUUUUACUGCAAUUUUAAAGUUACUUUAACAGCAGAGAUUUUAUGUAGACUGUUCACUAAAGUCAUCUACUCUGAACAAGGAAGCAAUGAUAGGGAAGAGGAAGCUGCAGCAUAUAAGUUUUUCAUUAAUUUUUUUGGAUGACUGUGAAGAAGGCAAGAACUGUGAAUCUGUAACACUUCCAAUGAUUCUUUCAUUCUUCACUGGAGCAGAGUGUGUACCACCAAUUGGUUACAAAGAGGUCGUACUUAAUUUUAAUAGUGUUAACUUUUAUCCUACUGCUUCGACUUGUGCCAUUCAGCUAAUAUUGCCUACGAGAUACAAGGAUUAUGAUACCUUUAAACAAAAUAUGAUCGUUGGCAUAACUAUAAAUGGAGGGUUUGGUCUUAUCUAAAGUUUUUGAUACUCUUGCUUCACUUUAUCUUUUUUGUUUCACUUAUCAAACACUUGUUUUUCACUUAUUUAGCAUUUUUGUUGCCAUUUAAUCAUUCACAAUAGCAGUACCAUAUAUUACUUAUUUCUGUAUAAUAAUUAUUGCGUGAUUAUAGUCUGGAUAUACCCACUCUAAUAUAUUCUCACUAUUGGUUGAGAUAUUUUUCAAUCAUUAA
This is a messenger RNA of Amphimedon queenslandica, 2330 nucleotides long. RefSeq lists its product as uncharacterized. The record is from RefSeq and is a predicted model, not a curated record. The transcript has 11 exons. Gene Ontology annotation, cellular component: cytoplasm. Gene Ontology annotation, biological process: ubiquitin-dependent protein catabolic process; protein ubiquitination. Gene Ontology annotation, molecular function: ubiquitin protein ligase activity. NCBI's taxonomy places the organism in Eukaryota, Metazoa, Porifera, Demospongiae, Haplosclerida, Niphatidae. The coding region runs from base 100 to 1659 and encodes 519 amino acids.